CACUCAUAAUCUCAUAUAGUAACGUUCCACAAGGCUGGAAGCACCCCGUUCACAAUCUUAAUGGAUAUGAUUAAUAACUACCGCAUCGCUGUCAUCUGUCUUUUAGUGCUGACGGGAAAACUGGAUAGUGCACGCGUUGACAGAGGCUUCUGGAUGAGGAGCACCUUCGGCCACCUGAAUCCCGACCGCAGCUCCUUCAUCCAGUGUACUGCACCCGAAAAUGUCCCUAUCGCAUUUUCCAAGGACGGCGGCGUAAUGCCCAUGUCCUUUCCCUACACCCAGCCUCCAAAUACAAAGGUGCUGAUGCUCCACCGUCUUGGCAAGCAGGCACGCGUUGGUGUCUACAGGUGCUCCACCACUUCUGGUGGGAUCGUUACCGACAUCACCACCAUCAAACAGCCAGCCACUACAGAGGCACACGUCUUGCCCUUGAAGGCUUACGUGACAGCGUACGCGGGAGAUACGGUUCAGCUUGCGGUGACCAAGCGCGACCACUUGGACGUGCCACUUGUGUGGGCCCUCAAAGACAAGGAGUUGGAACGGGAUAAGGAGACGCUCGUCUUGAAGAACGUUACCGUGGACGACAGAGGUGUCUACGAGUGCUUCUACGAGGGACAUCGACAAGAGGCUCUGCACGCCUUCAUCAGGCUCCAUGUCGUAGCAUGUGGACGGGGCCGCUACGGACAAGCUUGCGAACAUGACUGCCCCGCUUGUCGCAACGGCGGAGUUUGCCACGAGGACACUGGAAAUUGCAUCUGUCCGUCUGGCUUCACGGGGCCUCACUGCGAUCAAGCUUGCGGAGCCAAUCGGGUUGGCACCAACUGUACAGAGAAGUGUGACGCAAAGGAGACACGAAAGGGUUGCGCCAUUCAUCUCUUCUGUGGUCCCGAUCCUGUAGGAUGCACCUGUGCGCCAGGAUUCAAGGGUCAUAGCUGCUCUGAGGUGUGCCCGCGAGGCUUUUACGGCGCCGACUGCACACAGCGAUGUCACUGCAACGUCCGGGGUAACUGCGACUCUAUCACAGGACACUGUGAACAGGGCGGUUGUCUCGACGGCUGGACUGGGGAGUCGUGCCAAAUAUACGAGGGUGACCUCAGCACUACCCCGCCGACGACUGAGGGCCAAAACGUAGACUGCGAUGCCGGAUUCUUCGGGACCAAUUGCUCUCGGAGGUGUAACUGCAAGGACGGAGAACCAUGUCACCGCACCACAGGCGUUUGUCCUGGAUCUUGCCAAGAAGGAUUCGCUCGGUCUACGUGUUCCGAGUGUGUCCACGGCAGGUUUGGGGACAACUGCUCCUUCCACUGCCACUGUUGGAACGGGCACGAGAACUGCCGGAAGAACGGCACCUGCCACGACGGCUGCGCUGCGGGUUGGAUGGGCCAACAAUGUCAGGAAGAGUGUAAGCCGGGAAAGUUUGGCCCUAACUGUGUCUACACGUGUCACUGUCACCACGGCAACGACGCCUGCGACUUCGCCUCUGGAACUUGCAAUGGGUCUUGCGAGGCCGGCUUCACGGGUCACUCUUGCCAGGAACAAUGUCCGCUGCAGAAGUUCGGUGUGAACUGCAGCGGAACAUGCGAUUGCCAGAAUGGAGGUACCUGCGACCCCGUAGAUGGGAGCUGUACCUGCAGAGGACGCUACAGGGGAAAGGACUGCACUCACACUGCUCCUCGGAUCCAACCGCGCAAUAUCACAGAGAUCAACGCCCGCGAGAGCGCUUCGUUGACUUGUCUUGUCGAUGCCAACCCAGCUCCGACCAUAGGGAUGCAUCUCGUGUCGGGACACCUGGAACUACUGAACGUUACUACAGUGCAUCUGGAGAAGGAUCUGUACCAGGCAACGGCUCAAGUGAGCGGCACUCAGGAUGGCUUCUACGAAGUGCGAUGCGACGCUAAAAACAGUUACGGGCUCGGCUCAAAGAUCCUUCCCGUAGAAAUUGUAGCCACGCCGGUGCUGAAGGAUCCUCCGGAAGUCAACAUGUCCGUCGUCUCGGCGCAGGUGUCCUGGAAACCGUGGAAGUUCACUCCGGGAUACGGCGGACGUCCUGGAGAUGCCGUCGAGUACCAGUUACAUUAUCGAGCAGAUGGAGGUGACUGGAGCACAGCAGGAGACUGGCAAGUUGAGACCGAGAAGAACGUCACUGGCCUGACGCCGGACACCGAAUAUGACUUCGCUGUCCUUCUUAGACGAGCCAACGCUAAUGGGGGCAGCGGAGAUCCAGAGAAAGGCCAAAUAAGAGCCAGGACACAAUGUGGAGAAGCAACGGUGGACAGCAAGCCGAAGGAUAUGAAGAGCGAAGCACUCUCCGCGCACGAGAUCCAACUAGAGUGGCAGAGGCCGACGGCGGAUGACCUGCGAUGCCACUUCCUGGGCUACCAACUACGAGUUCGAAAAGUAAACGAGACCACGUGGGUAGAGCACAAUGACGUUGACUCGUCCGGAGAGCGCUACCUCUUGCGAGGACUGGAGCCCUACACGGAAUACGAGAUCGCAUUGGGCGUUGUCACCUCCGCGUGGAGUAGCAACCACGUGGCCACUGUGCUCCAGGAGACGCUAGAAGACGUGCCUGGUCCAGUUGGUGCUCUGAAAGUGAAAACCGUGAAUGCCACCUCCGUAGAGCUGUCCUGGAGUAAACCGGCAGCGCCCAACGGUUUACUCAAGGACUACCGUGUGCUGCUACGUCUACUCGAUGCCGGCAUGUGCGGAAACUCACCGAAGGACCACAAUGAGUCGCUUCACGUUGCUCCUGACACCCAAAUCUCGAUCGACGAGCUGGUACCGAACUCCCUGUACGAAGUGAACGUCAGCGCUGGGACAGCCGUCGGCUACGGUGACCAUUCGGUUUUAAGCUUCAGAACCUCGAAAGCAGCUCCCAGGGCUUCCCCGCGUAACGUGCGUAUGACUUCCGUGGGAGGAUCGUCUCUUUCGUUUUCCUGGGACAAGAUACCCUGCUCUGACACCAAUGGUGAUGUCACAUCCUACGGCUACGUUUUGCAACCCGCCCACCAGGCGUCGAGCAUCGUGGUCAACACUACGGGCAGCACAGAGGUAACGGUCGACUCUUUGGUUCCCUUUCGCAAUUACACUUUCCAAGUAAAGGGUGUAAAUGAGGCUGGUGACGGACCUUUCUCGGCGCCUCUCCUUCAAGAAACUAAACAAGAAGCACCGGGGUUCGUGGGGAGAGUCGAAGUGAGCAACGUUACAGACGCGAGCGCCCUUUUGAGCUGGGAGGAACCUGACGAACCCAAUGGAAUCGUAACACAUUACCAGGUGACUGUCCAUUCAGACGCUGAACUACCUGAAACGAGCCUCGUCACAGAGACGGAACUGGAAUUGCACGGUCUCCACGGAGGACUCAAGUACACUGUGGACCUGCGCGCAGCCACCAGUGCAGGAUUAGGUCCCCCCAGCAACGUCAGUUUUCGAACGCUCGACCAAGACACGCCUGUGCUGAAGGAUCCUCCGGAAGUCAACAUGUCCGUCGUCUCGGCGCAGGUGUCCUGGAAGCCGUGGAAGCCCUCUAAGGGGUACGGCAGGCGUCCUGGAGAUACCGUCGAGUAUAAGUUAUAUUACCGAGCAGAUGGAAGUGACUGGAGCACAGCGGGGGACUGGCAGGUUGAGACCGAGAAGAACAUCACUGGCCUGACGCCAGACACCGAAUAUGAUUUCGCUGUCCUUCUUAGACGAGCCAAUGCUAAUGUGGGCAGUGAAGGUCCAGAGAAAGCCCAAAUAAGAGCCAGAACACUAUGUGGAGAAGCAACGGUGGACAGCAAGCCGAAGGAUAUGAGGAGCGAAGCACUCUCUCCCCACGAGAUCCAGCUGGAGUGGCAGAGGCCGACGGCGGACGAACUGCGAUGCCACUUCCUGGGUUACCAACUCCGAGUUCGAAAAGUCAACGAGACCACGUGGGUAGAGCACGAUGACGUUGACUCGUCCGGAGAGCGCUACCUCGUGCGAGGACUGGAGCCCUACACGGAAUACGAGAUCGCAUUGGGCGUUGUCACCUCCGCGUGGAGUAGCAACCACGUGGCGACUGUGCUCCAGGAGACACUCGAAGACGUGCCUGGUCCAGUUGGUGCUCUGAAAGUGAAAACCGUGAAUGCCACCUCCGUAGAGCUGUCCUGGAGUAAACCGGCAGCGCCCAACGGUUUACUCAAGGGCUACCGUGUGCUUCUACGUCUACUCGAUGCCGGCAUGUGCGAAAACUCAUCGAAGGACCACAAUGAGUCUCUUCACCUUGCUCCUGACACACACAUCUCGAUAGACGAGCUGGUACCGAACUCCCUCUACGAAGUGAACGUCAGCGCUGGGACAGGCGUCGGCUACGGAGACCAUUUGGAUUUAAUCUUCAGAACCUCGGAAGCAGCUCCUAGGGCUUCCCCGCUUAACGUGCGUGUGACUUCGGUGGGAGGAUCGUCUCUUUCCUUUUCCUGGGAAAAGAUACCCUGCUCUGACACCAAUGGUGAUGUCACAUCCUACAGCUACGUUUUGCAAUCUGUCCAUCAGGCGUCGAGCAUCGUGGCCAACACUACAGGCAGUACAGAGAUAACGGUCGACUCUUUGGUUCCCUUUUGCAAUUACACUUUCCAAGUAAAUGGAGUAAAUGAGGCUGGUGAAGGACCUUUCUCGGCGCCUCUCCUUCAAGAAACUAAACAAGAAGCACCGGGAUUCGUGGGGAGAGUCGAAGUGCGCAACGUUACAGAUACGAGCGCCCUUUUGAGCUGGGAGGAACCUGACGAACCCAAUGGAAUCGUAACACAUUACCAGGUGACUGUCCAUUCGGACGCUGAACUACCUGGAACGAGCGUCACCCCAGAGACGGAACUGGAAUUGCAUGGUCUCCAUGGAGGACGCAAGUACACUGUGGACGUGCGUGCAGCCACCAGUGCAGGAUUAGGUCCCCCCAGCAACGUCAGUUUUCGAACGCUCGACCAAGAACCAGACAUAUCUUUGGUUUACGUCUCGGGCGACCACUCGACAAUAACCGUUAAGGUGCAAGUCUCACAGACGACGCAACCCAGAAACUUGGACAUUGUCCUCAGCGAGGCGAACGGCCCUUACGUUACUGCCACCAUAGCAAUGAUGCCGAACUCGUCGCGAACAUUCGUCGUCGGCGAUGGAUUCUACUACGGGAGCCACUUCAACGCUCCCCUUCUGCCAAAGAAAAAGUACAAAAUUUACGCGCAAACUACGAUAUCUGUAAGUUCCUCAGUUCACGUUUCCUCGGACGUCAUAACUGCGACUACAGAUGCAGAACCCCAGGGCAUCCCCAUGGAGAAACUUGCCAGCUACUUCACGCUUCACUUCUCCAUCCUACUUGUCGUCUCGACACUGCUCAUUCUCAUCAUUCUCGGACUGAUGUUGCACAUGAUUCACAAGGGCUCAAAGUCCAAGACAGUCACAGUCUCUCAACAGAGCACCCCACCAGAAGAAUGUAUGGAGAUGAAUUUCUACUGCGUGAAUGACAAGCCUGAAGUCGCCUACUUAUGAUCUGCCUCUGUAAUUUGGUGCAGUUUGCUGCUUGGUGUGAAUGUGGAUCUUACAAAGUGA
Messenger RNA from Ornithodoros turicata, 5553 nucleotides. RefSeq names its product protein sidekick-1-like. Gene Ontology annotation, molecular function: protein binding. NCBI's taxonomy places the organism in Eukaryota, Metazoa, Arthropoda, Arachnida, Ixodida, Argasidae. The coding region runs from base 61 to 5493 and encodes 1810 amino acids. The transcript is spliced from 38 exons. The record is from RefSeq and is a predicted model, not a curated record.